AUGAGGGUGCCCGUGCCGGGUCCGGCGGCCGGCCGCGAGCCCUCGACGCCCGGAGGCGGAGGCGCCGUCGCUGCCGCCUCAGGCGCCGCGGUGCCGGGCUCGGUGCAGUUGGCGCUGAGCAUCCUGCACGCCCUGCUCUACGCCGCGCUCUUCGCCUUUGCCUACCUGCAGCUGUGGCGGCUGCUCCUCUACCGGGAGCGGCGGCUGAGUUACCAGAGCCUCUGCCUCUUCCUCUGUCUCCUGUGGGCAGCGCUCAGGACCACCCUCUUCUCCGCCGCCUUCUCGCUCAGCGGCUCCCUGCCCCUGCUCCGGCCGCCCGCUCACCUGCACUUCUUCCCGCACUGGCUGCUCUACUGCUUCCCCUCCUGUCUCCAGUUCUCCACGCUCUGUCUCCUCAACCUCUACCUGGCGGAGGUUAUAUGUAAAGUCAGAUGUGCCACUGAACUUGACAAACACAAAAUUCUGUUGCAUUUGGGCUUCAUAUUGGCAAGCCUUCUUUUUUUAGUGGUGAACUUGACUUGUGCAGUGCUAGUCCAUGGAGAUGUCCCAGAGAAUCAAUUGAAGUGGACUGUGUUUGUUCGAGCAUUAAUUAAUGAUAGUCUGUUUAUUCUUUGUGCCAUCUCUUUAGUUAGUUACAUAUGCAAAAUUACAAAAAUGUCAUCAGCAAAUGUCUACCUCGAAUCAAAGGGUAUGUCUCUGUGCCAGACUGUUGUCGUAGGCUCUGUAGUCAUUCUCCUCUACUCUUCAAGAGCAUGUUAUAAUUUGGUGGUGAUCACCAUAUCUCAGGAUACAUUAGAAAGUCCAUUUAAUUAUGGCUGGGAUAAUCUUUCAGAUAAGGCUCAUCUAGAAGACGUAAGUGGAGAAGAGUAUGUAGUAUUCGGAAUGGUCCUCUUUCUGUGGGAACAUGUCCCAGCAUGGUCGGUGGUACUCUUUUUCCGGGCACAGAGACUGAACCAGAAUUUGGCACCUGCUGGCAUGAUAAAUAGUCACAAUUAUAGCUCCAGAGCUUACUUUUUUGACAAUCCAAGACGGUAUGAUAGUGAUGAUGACUUGCCAAGACUGGGAAGUUCAAGAGAAGGAAGUUUAUCAAAUUCGCAAGGUUUGGGCUGGUACGGCACCAUGACUGGGUGUGGCAGCAACAGCUACACAGUGUCCCCCCACCUGAACGGACCUAUGACAGACACUGCUCCUUUGCUCUUUACUUGUAGCAAUUUAGAUAUGAGCAAUCGCCAUAGCUUGUACGUAACACCACAAAACUGACAGUAUUACCAAGCCGUGAUUCUUCCAUUGUUUUCAUGAACGUGUAUAUUCGAUGUGUUUAAAUGCCAUCUACAUAAACAUUCCAUUAUCUGUUGCAACGGAAAACAAAGCCUGGAAAUGUGGUUUAGCAGAGAACACACCUGUUACUUUUGACAUCUCCAUAGCAAAAUGAAGUAAACUGGGAAGUUUGGAGUGGGAGAAAAGAAGGAUUAGAUCUUAAGGCGCUUGAUGGCUGCAAAUCUCCUGAUUUUGGAACAUCAAAUGCAUAUUUGCAUAUUUGCACUUUUAUCUUUGUUCUGAAAGAGUACACUGCAGUCCCCAAAGCCACACUCUGGUGUUCACACUGGGAUAUUAUAUUGUACAAAUUAGGAGGAAAUUUCCCUAUGAAAAUCAAAGGCUGUAUGUUCAGAGGUGUAUUCUAUGUGGAAUUCCUACCCAAUAGAAAUUUUACAGUGUGAACAGUGCGCAGGAUUAAGGCAUAACAACGUACCAUUCUUUUUAAAAAUCUACUUAAAAAUAUGUAAUCACUGAAGAUAGUUCUUUUAAGCAUGAUUGUAAAAUGCCAACCGAAAUUAUACAAUCAUUUUUUUAAAUGACAGUAGUAAUCCUUUACAAUGAUGACCAGCAGUGUUCUUUGGAAAGCCAGUCAUUUCUUCAAGAAGAAAGCAUACCAGUGAAAAUGAUGUGGCUACUUUGAGUAGAAUUGGUCAAGUGAUCAUUUUGUGUGAUUAAGAUAUGCUCGAGUAGUUUAAGCAUGGCUCUUCAAGAAAGCAAUACUGAUUCUUGCAUAGGGAGAUUUUGAUAGAAACUUCUAGGGACUAAACACAUUUACAGAUGCAUUUAAGAAUUAUUAAUAAAAUGUACAAAUCUAAGUUAAAACACGAAUACAUUUCCAAAAGCAUUCGAUCUAGCUGAACAAGACACAGCUGAUCAUACCUAUUGAAUCAGGAUUGUCCUCAGGUAAAUUAAGUCAUGAUAUAUUAUUGCAGCAAACUCAAGUGCAAUAUUUUGUAAGACAUAUAAUUCCUACUUUAGUUUUCCCAUUUUUAUAUCUUGUAUAUGGGCAAAGCCAAAUUAAAUUUAAUUCAAAUUAAUUCCAGCACUAGACUAAAUAAGAAAACUGAUGUAAAGGUACUAACUAGGUAAGUACAAAGCCAGUGUUUAACAAUAUUGGAAUACUUCUAGAAUUAUAUUAAAACUGUCUUGAAUGUCUUAUCCCAAAUCUAAAAUAUAUAUAUAUAUAUAUAUAUAUGUAUAUAUG
This is a messenger RNA of Hyaena hyaena (striped hyena), 2521 nucleotides long. It is a transcript of the gene GPR137C, whose product is annotated as G protein-coupled receptor 137C. Lineage: Eukaryota; Metazoa; Chordata; Mammalia; Carnivora; Hyaenidae. The record is from RefSeq and is a predicted model, not a curated record. The transcript has 7 exons. Gene Ontology annotation, biological process: positive regulation of TORC1 signaling. Gene Ontology annotation, cellular component: lysosomal membrane. Bases 1 to 1260 code for a protein of 419 amino acids.